Messenger RNA from Brassica napus (rape), 1905 nucleotides. Its product is annotated as protein tesmin/TSO1-like CXC 7. Gene Ontology annotation, cellular component: nucleus. NCBI's taxonomy places the organism in Eukaryota, Viridiplantae, Streptophyta, Magnoliopsida, Brassicales, Brassicaceae. The coding region runs from base 226 to 1686 and encodes 486 amino acids. The transcript is spliced from 6 exons. The record is from RefSeq and is a predicted model, not a curated record. Gene Ontology annotation, biological process: regulation of DNA-templated transcription.
UAAAACGUCGGUUAUAAAUAAAAAAAAAACCUAAAUCGUUCGAUCCAAACCGUUGAUAACUCCUUUUCAUCUCAGCCGUUAGAUUCGGUCAUCAAGUUUAUCAAAAUUCAAUUUUUUCAAAAGAGACGAAGAAGAAGCAGACGAACACAGAGGAGGAAGAAGACGAGCUCUCUAGCUGAAAGCAGCAGCGAAAUCUCUCUCUCUCUCUCCAUUGAAUUUUUCACUAUGGAUAACUCCGAUCAGGACUUGGGCUCUCCGCGAAACCAAUUGGCGCGUCGAUUGGAUUUCUCCGUCUCGGCGGCGGCGGCGGAGAUGGAAUCUUCUCAGGGAAGUGAGAAGCAUUCUCUUCUCGAUUCGAAUUCUUCUCGGGAAGAUCAUAAAGAAGAAGACUUGCUGCCUCCUCCGCCUCCGUCUGGUUCCGAGGAGCAAGUGCUGAAACCGCCGGUUAGAUCGGAACUCACCACGCCGCCGCAGAGACCUCCUCCGCUUAAUGGGUUUGAUCAUAAGUCCGCCAAGUGUCGAGUGAGCAAGCAAGAGCCUUUAACACCACGAGGGCACACGGAAGCUGCAUCCAAUGAGGGCACUCCACGUAAACAGAAGCAUUGCAACUGUAAAAAUUCAAAAUGCUUGAAGCUGUAUUGUGAGUGCUUUGCGUCGGGGUCGUAUUGCAAUGGUUGCAACUGUUUGAAUUGUCACAACAAUUUGGAGAACGAGAGCGCAAGACAAGAAGCCAUCAACGGGACGUUGGAGCGUAAUCCGGAUGCCUUCAAGUCCAAGAUUGCUGGUAGUCCUCUUGGAACCGAAGAUUUGCAGGAAGAUGUGCGGCACCAACUACUGAUUCUGGGAAAGCAUAGCAAAGGAUGCCACUGCAAGAAAUCAGGAUGCCUCAAGAAGUACUGCGAGUGUUUCCAGGCCAAUGUCCUAUGUUCAGAGAAUUGUAGAUGCCAAGAUUGCAAGAACUUUGAAGGUAGCGUAGAGAGAAACACCCUUCUUCAUGGACCAGAAACCUACAUACAACAACAGACGGUUCACGUUAAUCCUCUUGAAUUAAGAAAGAGAAAGAGCAAGGAAGCUUCACAUUCAGCUAGAGGUUCAUCUGCGGUUACACACCUUAUAAGGAAUGGUGACACUUCUCUAUUUUCAGUUCCUAACAACAGGGAGGUAUCUGGAUCUACCGCAUGUUCUUACAGGUCUUCUCUGUCAAAUACUAUCCAGCCGCGUCAUGUGAAAGACCUAUGUGCGCUUUUGGUCACUAAAUCUUUGGAUGUAGCAAAUAAAAGGAGGAAGAGUGAGAAAGACCCUUCACUUGAUCCAGCACUGAGAGAUGCUAAUGAGACUAAUGACUCUCCAGAUUGUGUGCUUGACUCUACUAGAAUGGACGAGAAGCCUUUAUCUCCAGCAACACGUGCAUUGAUGUGUGAUGAUGAGGAUGUGAUCAUAUCAGAGAAAGAGACAUCUGCCGCCCGAGUGAAAACAAGCCAAGAGAAAGAAGAAGACGCAGACACAAGCUCGGAGAGUUUCGUAGAACAAGAAAGACAGAUCUUGUCGAGCUUCAGGGACUUUCUUAUUCAGUUCUCAAACCGUGGGAACAUAAAAGGAAUGAAUAUCAAAACCAAGACAAAUCAGAGUAGAAAGGAACCACCAGAAGAUGAAGAGCAAAGGAAUCAGAACUCAGGUUUAGGGUAAUGCUUAGGAAACGUCUCUGACAAAAACUUUAGCGUCUUAACUCUUUUUAACAUGUGACCAUCUACAUUGUUUUAAAAGCAUCUAUAGGAAGAUCAGAUUAGAUUAAUUAUUGGGACUGUUAGAUUAGUGCUAACUGCAAGGUACUAAGUUUCAUACAUUGGCGUGAAGAUUUUGAGUAACUAGUGUCUGCUUGAAUAAAAUUGUUACCUAAUUUGAAAA